Molecule: messenger RNA, 576 nt
Organism: Camelina sativa (false flax)
Lineage: Eukaryota; Viridiplantae; Streptophyta; Magnoliopsida; Brassicales; Brassicaceae
Source: RefSeq, a predicted model, not a curated record
AUGCAGUGGGACACAACUGGCCAAGAACGUUUCAGGACAAUCACUAGCAGCUACUACAGAGGAGCUCAUGGAAUCAUUUUUACUAUCUCCACUGACGAAGAGAGCUUCAACAACGUCAAACAAUGGCUGAAUGAAAUUGACCGUUACGCUAGUGAAAAUGUGAACAAGAUACUGGUUGGGAAACAAGAACGAUCUCACAUCACAGAAAGUUGUGUCCAGUUCUUAGCUGAAAGAUACAACUUUUAUCUGAAAGACAAUAACAUUGUUGUUGUCUCCUCUCUCGUCGCGCAGGCUUUUGCAGAUGAACUUGGAAUCCCAUUCUUGGAUACAAGCGCUAACAAUGCAACCAAUGUGGAUAGGGCUUUCAUGGCCAUGACUGCCGCACUUAAGACGAGGCUAGAUGACAUUAUUACUAGCUUAGAGAAGACCGCAUAUGAAGCGGGUGUGGCUAAGAGCAUGAAGAAAGAGAGAGUGAGCUUCCGGGAUCAACUAGGAGGAGAGCUGGCUGAGGUUAUUGGGAUGUCAGAUAGAGCAGAGCCAGACAUGGAAGAAGAAAGCCACGUUGGGAAAUAUUAA